GUCGGCGUAGUGUCAUGAGAGGCGGUCUGACGGUCCGCCCUUUUAAUCGGUCCCUCCUGAAGUCAUGCAUGUCGCGCCCUUCAAACGAGCUACCGUUGGACAUGACCCGCAGACGAACAACGGCAGUCAGGCACAGCAACAACAGCAACAACUUCAAUGGUUGGGAAGUCCAGGUGAAACGACGGUCGUAUCAAGGGCUGCUCGGAGUAACAACAGCAACGGUGGUAACGGUAGUGGGUGGGAAGGGAUUAAAUCAUCGUCGUUACCGCAACAUCAACAACAACAACAACAAUUGCGGAGGCACCAAGAAGAGCAACAAGGCGAAUCUGGAGGUGUGGGGGAUGACGAAGACGGGGGUGGAGGGAGCGGAGGGUUGGAGGGGACGGACCCAGAGGCGAACCACGCUGUUCACCUCAAGAGACGGGUGGGACUCGUCAGUGGGGUGGCUUUAAUCGUUGGCACCAUGAUCGGAUCAGGGAUAUUCGUUUCGCCAUCGGGCCUUCUAGUUCGAACCGGCAGCGUCGGAGUUAGCUUUUUCGUAUGGACGGCCUGUGGGCUUUUGAGCUUGUGCGGUGCACUCGCUUACGCAGAGCUUGGCACGAUGAACACCAGCAGCGGCGCCGAAUACGCUUAUUUCAUGGACGCCUUUGGUGCACCACCGGCUUUCCUUUUCUCCUGGGUAUCCACCCUGGUAUUGAAACCAUCGCAAAUGGCGAUAAUCUGCCUCUCCUUCGCCCAAUACGUCGUUGAAGCUUUCGUAGCGGACUGCGAUCCUCCCGAUGAGGUGGUCAAGCUGGUCGCCCUCCUUGCGAUCGUUCUCAUACUUCUGGUGAAUUGUUACAGCGUUAAUCUGGCAACCGGAGUACAAAAUGCUUUCACCGCAGCGAAACUUAUUGCUAUACUUGUAGUUAUCGUCGGCGGUGCGUACAAGUUGAUACAGGGAAACACGCAACACCUGAAAGGAGCCUUAGAUACCAUGGACGGUAGUAACAUCAACUUCGGUAGACUCGCUACCGCUUUUUAUACGGGUCUAUGGGCCUAUGACGGCUGGAAUAAUUUGAAUUACGUUACGGAGGAAAUCAAGGACCCAUCGAAGAAUCUACCGAGGUCUAUUAUGAUCGGGAUACCUCUCGUUACGCUUUGUUACGCGCUGAUUAAUGUUUCUUAUUUGGCGGUCAUGUCGCCUACUGAAAUGAUUGAAAGCGAGGCUGUUGCUGUGACAUUUGGUAAUCGGAUACUCGGCGUAAUGGCAUGGCUUAUGCCUUUAUCGGUUGCUAUAAGCACUUUUGGUUCUGCAAACGGAACUCUUUUCGCGGCAGGUAGACUUUGUUUUGCUGCAUCUAGAGAAGGACACUUGCUCGAUUGCUUGAGUUAUGUACAUGUGCGCCGUUUUACGCCUGCGCCAGGCCUUAUAUUUCAUUCUAUCGUUGCAGGUGCAAUGGUCGUUUCUGGAAAUAUAGAUUCCUUAAUUGAUUUCUUUUCCUUUACCGCUUGGAUUUUCUAUGGUGGAUCGAUGUUAGCUUUGCUGGUGAUGAGAAGAACUAGACCAAAUCAUCCAAGACCUUACAAAUGUCCUUUGAUUAUACCCGCACUUGUACUUGUAAUCUCUGCGUACCUGAUAGUGGCUCCCAUUAUCGACAAGCCUCAAAUCGAGUACUUAUAUGCAACCGGAUUUAUUUUCGCAGGCAUGUUUGUUUAUCUUCCCUUCGUGAAAUAUGGAUAUGUGCCGAAAUUUAUGGAAGGAAUAAAUGCUUUUCUUCAAAUGUUACUAGAGGUGGCACCGACCGCAGCUGCUUUCGAUUGAUUCCAAUAUAAAACAUCGAAAAUUGUUUUUUAAAGAUCUUAUCAUUCCACUAUGGCAUAUUUAAAAUGUACAUGUGAGAAUAUAUUUUUAAUGUAACUACAGAAAACAAAAACACCGUUUUAUCGAUGAUCAAAGUUUACUUGGGUUUAUCCAAGAAAACAUACAUGAAAAUAUUAUUUUAUUACUCGUUAUUCUUCUUACAUAAUAUACAAUAUAUAGAGGACGUUGUUAGGCAUAGUUGAUUGAUGUUGUAAUGACAACGAUGAGUUAACAAAAGAUAUUUUAAAUGUU
Messenger RNA from Polistes canadensis, 2095 nucleotides. RefSeq names its product b(0,+)-type amino acid transporter 1-like. Bases 65 to 1804 code for a protein of 579 amino acids. The record is from RefSeq and is a predicted model, not a curated record. Lineage: Eukaryota; Metazoa; Arthropoda; Insecta; Hymenoptera; Vespidae. The transcript has 5 exons. Gene Ontology annotation, biological process: amino acid transmembrane transport. Gene Ontology annotation, cellular component: membrane. Gene Ontology annotation, molecular function: L-amino acid transmembrane transporter activity.